AAUAAUAACAGAGUAGACCACGGCGGGGUCGGAAAGAAACUGCUUUCUGGUUACGCCGUACGUCGACUCUCUCUCUCAUCAAAAAGCUUUCUUUUUUUAUUUUUGGUUGAAUUAAAUUAAAAAUAUUACAUCCCACUCCCAACGUUUCUUCACCGCGCUAUACGACCUCGUUUCGAUCACCUUGGAGGGUGCAAAUCCCAUUCUCUCUUAGAACCACGUUUGCAAUCCCUAGUAAAUAAGGUCAAUGGCAUCCUCUAGUGACUCGUGGACAAAAGAAUACAAUGAAGCAUUAAAGCUUGCUGAUGAUAUCAAUGGCAUGAUAUCCGAACGGGGUUCACUGCCUGCAUCAGGACCCGAAUCCCAGAGGCAUGCCUCGGCCAUUCGGAGGAAGAUCACAAUCUUAGGGACUAGACUUGAUAGCUUACUGUCCCUUUUGUCUAAGCUUCCUGGAAAGCAGCCCAUAUCAGAGAAAGAGAUGAAUCGCCGCAAGGACAUGCUUUCAAAUUUGAGAUCAAAAGUUAACCAGAUGGCUUCGACAUUGAACAUGUCAAACUUUGCUCACAGGGAUAGCUUGCUUGGACCUGAAAUAAAGCCAGCUGAUGCCAUGAGUAGGACUGUGGGCUUGGACAACCGUGGCCUUGUUGGUUUUCAACGGCAAGUAAUGAAAGAGCAAGAUGAAGGUCUGGAGAAAUUGGAAGAGACUGUAGUAAGCACAAAACAUAUUGCAAUGGCUGUCAAUGAAGAACUUGACCUACACACUAGACUUAUUGAUGACUUGGACAGCCAUGUGGAUGUUACAGACUCCCGGCUACGGCGGGUGCAGAGGAACUUGGCAAUUUUGAACAAGAAGACAAAGGGUGCAUGCUCCUGCAUGUGCAUGCUUUUAUCAGUGGUUGGGAUUGUAGUUUUGGUAGCUGUUAUUUGGAUGUUGGUCAAGUACUUGUAAUUGUGGGAAUUAUAUAUAACAAGCAGAACAAUCUUGUCCUUUUUCGGCAUGCUGGUGUGGAUUGGCUUUUAUAAUUGCUAAUGGUUGUAAUAUUUAUAUUCGGCGUUUCCUGAUUUUUCUUGGUGCUUGUGGUGUAAUUGCUGAGGUGUUAAAAUGUACUUGUAAAUUGCAAGUGUCAUUGGCACAUUUCAAUAUUGUAUUUUUUUUUUUUUU
Molecule: messenger RNA, 1159 nt
Organism: Ziziphus jujuba (common jujube)
Lineage: Eukaryota; Viridiplantae; Streptophyta; Magnoliopsida; Rosales; Rhamnaceae
Product: syntaxin-51
Exons: 6
Coding region: 245-946 (233 amino acids)
Biological process (GO): vesicle fusion; intracellular protein transport
Cellular component (GO): SNARE complex; endomembrane system
Molecular function (GO): SNAP receptor activity; SNARE binding
Source: RefSeq, a predicted model, not a curated record